This is a messenger RNA of Pieris macdunnoughi, 501 nucleotides long. Lineage: Eukaryota; Metazoa; Arthropoda; Insecta; Lepidoptera; Pieridae. The record is from the annotation of a GenBank genome assembly.
AUGGCAAAAAGUAAGGUUGCACCUGUAAGAACACGCUUAACAAUUCCUAAAUUAGAGUUAUCAGGUGCUGUUCUAUUAACACGUUUGAUAAACCAUGUUAAAUCCAUUUUUGGCCAAAAUAUGAAUAUCCAGAAGUGUUUUGCUUGGACUGAUAGCCAGAUAGUUCUUGCAUGGUUGCAAGCGUCAGUUCAUGUUCUGGAAGUAUUCGUGGUCAAUCGGGUUUGUCAAAUUCAGCAAUCUGUUGUGACAUUAGUUUGGAGGCAUGUACCGGGAGGACUUAAUCCGGCAGACUGUGCAUCUCGAGGUUGUGAGGCUCCAGUAAUAUUAGACCAUCCCUUGUGGUGGGCUCCAGGUUGGCUGUACCAACCCGAGAGUUGCUGGCCUCACACUAAAACGGAACUUGUUGAGCCUCUUCCGGGAUUAAGAGUUAUUUCUCUUGUCGUUCGGGAAUCGGUUUUAAAAAGAGCCGUGGCGGGCUUGUUACGUCUCCCAGUGGCAUAA